AUGCCCGCCAUGACGUCGCUCGCGUGUCGGGUACAGUACGUGGACGACACCGACCCGUUCGAGUACUCGGCCAACGUGCCGGAGCCGCAACGGGCGCCGCCGGUACAUUCGUUCAGCCUCACGUUACCACUGAUCAACCAGUUAGCCGGCGUGUACCGGGUCCUCCGGGCCCCGCACAGAGUAAGUCCUAGUCUGCCAUUGUCGUUGAGCUCUCCGUGGCGUACUUAA
This is a messenger RNA of Macrosiphum euphorbiae (potato aphid), 228 nucleotides long. NCBI's taxonomy places the organism in Eukaryota, Metazoa, Arthropoda, Insecta, Hemiptera, Aphididae. The record is from the annotation of a GenBank genome assembly.